UCACCAUGAAGCUCGUCGACCACGUGGUGAGGAGCUUCAAGGUGGCCAAGGUAUUCCGCGAGAACACAGAUCGGAUAAACAGUAUCGAUUUCUCGCCGAAUGGCGACACCCUGAUCUCCUGCUCGGAGGAUGAUCAGAUUGUCAUAUAUGACUGCGAGAAGGGUACUCAGGUACGGACGGUCAAUUCCAAGAAGUACGGCGUCGACUUGAUACACUUCACCCAUGCGAAGAAUACCGCGAUACAUAGCAGCACCAAGGUCGACGACACGAUCCGUUAUCUCAGUUUACAUGAUAACAAGUAUAUACGUUACUUUCCUGGUCACUCAAAAAAGGUAGUAUCACUAUGUAUCAGUCCUAUCGAGGAUACUUUCCUCUCUGGUUCUUUAGACAAAUCCCUGAGACUGUGGGACCUGCGCUCGCCAAAUUGUCACGGGGUGAUGAAUGUCUCAGGACGACCAGUAGCAGCAUAUGAUCCCGAAGGUCUUAUCUUUGCAGCUGGAGUCAAUUCAGAAAGUAUCAAGCUAUAUGAUCUGCGUAGCUUUGAUAAGGGUCCAUUUGUUACCUUCAAACUGUCGCAGGAAAAAGAGUGUGAUUGGACUGGAUUGAAGUUCAGUAGAGACGGCAAGACCAUCUUGAUCUCUACUAACGGUAGUACGAUUCGUUUAAUUGACGCUUUUCAUGGUACACCCUUACAGACUUUUGCUGGACAUCUCAACAACAAGGGAAUUGCCAUAGAGGCCAGUUUUAGUCCGGAUUCCCAAUUUGUGUUCAGUGGCUCCACAGAUGGUAGGGUGCAUGUGUGGAACGCGGAGACCGGUUAUAAAGUUUGCGUGUUGAAUGGUGAUCAUCCGGCACCAGUGCAGUGUAUCCAGUUCAAUCCCAAGUACAUGAUGUUAGCGUCUGCAUGCACCAACAUGGCUUUCUGGCUACCCACCAUCGAUGAAAAUGCAUAAGACUAAUUUACAAGAAAUGUAGAGCGAGAUGCCAGAAUCUGUACUUCGUGAAAGAGAGAACAGAAGAGUGCGGGAAGAGAGGCAGUCAGUUGAGAAUAACAACCAGAGGAUGUUUAUAACUUGUUUGAGCGAAUUCAUUUACAACAAAACACAUUGCAUUUACAUUAUGCGUGCAAAACUGGAAUAGCUGUUGUAUGGCGUUCUGAAACCAGUUCUGAAACGUAUUCGAGGGAGCAAACAAGACGUCACGAGAGAAAUCGAACAGCUGGACCAUCGCUUGUACGUUCGUGUUUCGAAAAGGUCCACAUGGAAUACAACUUUCCAUCAUCGUCGUUAUCGACGUUAUUGUCUUCAUUAUAUCAAUAUAUGAAGAUCCAUGUUUUGUAGACGUUUCGAAUGUGUCUUGUAUAAGUAGUCUCUUCCUACGUAUCUGUGUGUCAUCAAUUAAUGAUAUGUGGAACGAAUGUUACAUACCGGAAGAGGUCAUCUUUGGAUUUCGUCCGUUACCGGGCAGUCGAUCGUUUGCCCGAUUGUGUUCGAGAAAAUUACUGUAGAAUUUCGUCGCGCUAGUUGCGAAAAUACACCUGCAAUGUAGAAUGAUGUACUAUCUAGAAGCAAUUACCGUCUACGAGAAUUUUGUACUGUUACUUCGGUGAAGCUAAGCGUAGAAAACUGCGAACAGCUAGAGAGACAAGAUUCGCGUAUUCGAGUAUAAGGCGUCCUUGAAUACAACCUUGUUUGAUUGAAUGCACCGUGAGAAAACAUUGUACCGACCAAAUCGGCCGAAAUCGAAUCGGUAUCAUCGGCGAUUCGUUUUCGAUCCAUCGUAAGACGGUGCAUGUUUUAUUAUUUACACGUCUAACGCUUUACAUUUUUGAUAACAGGUCACGCGCGCGUUGCCUCAAACAUGGCAUUAGGAUGUUAAUUUAAUUUUAUUGAACGCGCAAAGCCGCGUACGAGAGAUCUCCGAAUAGUCAUUCAGAUCCCAUCGAUGUUUCAGCAGGCAGCCCGUUAAGCAAAUCGUAAGAUUAUAAUACAUCAUGGUCUGAUCCGCAUGGUCGCAUACAGGAUAAAGUUCUUAGGCUGAUUAAAAAUGCAAGGAAAUCAUUGCGCAAAAUGAGGAAUUUGUAGUUUCCUUUGUGAUAUUAAUUUUACCUUUGACAUUGGUAAUGUUGUGUAUUUUACAACGUAAGUAAUCGGUCUGUAAUCUUAAGUUUGUUAAUUAUUAGCCUUCAAUUCUUAUCUCGUCCAUUUCGCUUUCAACGUACAUAGCUCUGGAUAAUACGUGAGAUAACGUGCAUUAUCUCAUGGUUUACGAAUGAAAACUUAAGACCAUCCAGCGUAACUAGGCAUUAGAUGCAUGAUGCAUAGAAAAUAUCUUUCGAAGCUCAUAUAAACGCAAAAGAUCGUAAAAGGAGACUUUAAAUACCGAUCACUUUUGUUCCUGCAUACGGCCAUGCUCUGUAUACGGUUCUCAUAUGUAUUACGUAGAUCAUCGGAAACACCUAAUUGCGCUUUGUAUACACGCGUAUGCAUACAUCGCGAAGGCGAAUUAAAAGUGAAUUAAAAACGCCUGAUGGAUUCCCGAUAAUCAAAGACAGUGAGACGCAGAAGACCGACGAUAUCGCGCGUGAAAAGGCCCCAUCAUCGUCGUCGCUUUCGUAGCAAAUCACAAAGAAAAGUCCCAGAGACCUCGAAAUAUAUCCUAUUUUUUUCAACUGAAUUUUUUGCAUAAUUCAUUUUUCUUUUUUU
Messenger RNA from Acromyrmex echinatior (Panamanian leafcutter ant), 2705 nucleotides. It is a transcript of the gene Wdr82, whose product is annotated as WD repeat domain 82. Lineage: Eukaryota; Metazoa; Arthropoda; Insecta; Hymenoptera; Formicidae. Gene Ontology annotation, molecular function: chromatin binding; protein binding. The record is from RefSeq and is a predicted model, not a curated record. Gene Ontology annotation, cellular component: Set1C/COMPASS complex.